UUAUUUUUCAAAAAAAAUACUAUUUCACCAAUUUUCAUUUUCAGAAAAUGGGGUCAAACGGGGACUAAAUAAGAACCCAAUUGUACACCUGCGUAUGAUUUGGGAAUCGUGGAUUUGUCUGAAGUUGAAACGUGCAGUUGACUUUUUUAGUCACCAAUCAUCACUGCAAGAAAUCUACACCGUCCACUUUGACUUCAAUCUUUAGACCUAUCUUGUGUUGACCAAUGCACUAAUACGUUUGAGAAUAAGAUUUUUAAGAGAUAACCCCGUGAUCUGUCCCUGCCUUGUUGACCAUUUUGAGGGCAAGUUGCUUCUAGUGGUUGUGCUUUCAAUCUGAUCCGUUUAAUUCGACGAUCCAACGUUUUGAUUAAAAAAUUGCUCAAUGCUUUGAUAGAGAUGUGACGAUACAUUGAAUUUGAAGCCUUGGUAUCAAAGAGCAAUGGAGAAGGCCACACUAUGGAAAUCUAAUCCAAAAUCUACUAAAAUUCCCACAACAAAUGGCUUAUUUUGGAAAACAGUUUCCAAAACAACAGAGGUUUCCUCACCAAAUUCCAACAAAUCCCAAAAGAUGAGAAAAUGCACAUCUUUAAGGGUGGCUACCUCAUUUACUCGAGUUUGUUUAUGUGCGCCAAUAUCUUCCUAUAUGGACGUAUUUCAAGACGAAGUUCCAUCUAGACGAAGUUAUAGCUAUCCACGAUCAAAGCCCUUCCUUGCCUCCUCUCAAGAAAGAAUUACGAGUGCAAGAGCGAGCAUUGACAAACGGAAAAUUUUUCGUGGGAAAUCUUUGACAGAUGAUGUUUUAAUGAAGAGGUUUGUUAUUGAAGAAGGAGUUAUGCAAGUUAGAAGAAGAAAUGAGAUGGAAAUUAUUAAGAGAAGAAGUGUGAUGAAAAGGAAAAAACUUGGGCCAAGUCCUUUGAGUAGAAUGGUAUUGGCAGAGGAUUAGUAAUGAGUUUAUUCUAGAGAUCAAUUUUAUUUCCUUGCUUUUAUUUUUCACUUCUAUAAUUAGAAUAAUUGCUUAUUAUGGCCUGUGUCUUUUCAAUAAAUAUUUUUUGGGUU
Messenger RNA from Olea europaea var. sylvestris, 1056 nucleotides. RefSeq lists its product as uncharacterized. The transcript has 2 exons. The coding region runs from base 440 to 943 and encodes 167 amino acids. The record is from RefSeq and is a predicted model, not a curated record. NCBI's taxonomy places the organism in Eukaryota, Viridiplantae, Streptophyta, Magnoliopsida, Lamiales, Oleaceae.